Physcomitrium patens is the source of this 4848-nucleotide messenger RNA. The record is from RefSeq and is a predicted model, not a curated record. Lineage: Eukaryota; Viridiplantae; Streptophyta; Bryopsida; Funariales; Funariaceae.
AGCCCGUUCCCCGCUGCUUGCCUACAAGCAGCCCGGCCCGACCCCACAGUGCCUGUGGCGGCAGUGCAGAAGUUGGAUGGCGAUGGCGAUGACAGGGAAUAACGAAUUCGAGCUUUGUUGUAUCGGGGACGGUGGAUUUGCGGAGACUGAGAGUGGGAUGAUUGUCGCAAUGCCGCCGAAUCGACAGAUAGUAUCGCUGUACUGUUGUGAGGGAUAUCUAGGGAGAAAGCAGAGAUUUCGAUUCCGGAUUGUCGUUGAUCAUAGUGGAGGGGGUGGGGUCUGUUGGAGGAGGCAAUUCGUGAAUGUAGCCAUUGAUUUUUGCUCCAAUGAAGGAGCCGGUGUUUGCGCUGAGAGUGUCCCUUGGUUCGUGAUUGUGGUGAUUGUUGGAAGGUAGGAGAGGUUUCGCAAUGUAGCGCAUGACCAUUGAGAAGAUGGUGAUAUGAGAGAGAUGUAUGGAGUAUCUCGAGACGCGUAGUUUGAGGAAUUGCUAAUGCUGUUUAAGGUCUUAGUUGGUGUGAUGAUUUUUUGGUGGGGAGACGAGCGAAGGAAGCUGCAUUUUCGUUGAUAUUGUGAGCAGAGAGUCUUUCGGCCAGUAAGUUGUGCCUUGGAUUUGAUUUGGGAAGGAGGUUGCGCUUUUUAAGUCUUUUUUCAAAGCGCCCUUGUUGCAUUUGCUUCGGGUGCGGGACGAGAGUAGGAGAGCAUCAUAUUCGAGUGCCGAUACCAGCGUCUGUUUCUAGCACAAUUCAUCGACCAAUUCUUGUUAUGUGCAAGGUUUAUCACUGGUGAGAGCGUUGGGCUUGGUUCGUGCCUACUAUGGUGUCGCAUGCAGAUCUAUUGUCGGUCACUCUUACUUAACAACCCCCCUGCAUUGCUUCACGUGGAGAUAGUUACAGCAGCAACGGGCAUCUUUGGCGUGUUCUUUGGAUUGCAUUAAUAUGGAGAAAUAUCCAGGCGAUCAACGAGACAGUUUUUACGCUCUUACGCAUCUUGAAAAGGAUCGACCCUGAAGAGAAACAGUGCAUUGUAGCUAAGGUUACUUAGUCUACACGAUUACAGGCAUGGAGGGCGCAUGAGGCUCUUGGUACUCUGAAAUAAUGGUCCUUGCAUUUCGUCCGCUUACCACCCUUGUCUUCGGUACUGUUCACCAGUUAACGAAGUGAACAAGCUACACAUGUAAAUCGGGCUAUCCUGCAGCUGGAAGGUUCGAACAAUGAGAGUCUUCCAGCACCAGUUUCUCAUGCGGCGAUGUGGACCUGAAGAAAAUAGGAUUUGUUGGGCUUGGAAUUGGCACUCCGAUCAACUCAUCCCUUGCAGUAUUGUACUUCGACGUGGAGGCGUUAACAUUGCAGGGUUGUGUGAGAUGCAUAGCUGUAUGAUACAUGAACACAGGAGCCAGCGGAAUGAAGGACCUACGCAUAUUAAGUUUUGGCAAUGAAUGAAAGGUCGCCGAUGCAGGAAGGACCGUUUUGGUUUGCAAGGAGUGAAGUCGAAAGCCUUUCAAGCAUUUGAUCAGUUUAUGUUGGUAUUCAUUAAGUUUUUGGAGUGGCUCGGGAGUCUUUCAUCUAGACGUCUGCAGAUUGUAUGAGUAUGGUGUCAUUCCUAGCUCAGAUAAAAAUUCCGUCGAGGAAAACAGGGUAAUUGUAGUAGCCUCUAGCGGGCUACUCUCAACGGUAUUCAUGUGUUUAAGCGUUUGUCACAAUGCGCAGCAACCACUGCUGGAUUGCAGAGUUGCUGAGUGUGUUAUUGUUGGCAGCAACUCUUCCAAGCCUUGCUUAUGACACACGGGAAGAAAUUACUGCAUGCCGCAACAAUUUACAUUGUAAGAAUCUGGAGAGCUUGGCACUGGUGGUACCUUCUCGCAGAGGUUUAUUGACCCUAGGACACCCCUCCUUGGUUCAUUUUGCACGAAGACCUUUACCUUUUCCUACAUCUACAGUAACCUAUGGGAAAACGUCUUCUGAUGAAUCCAUCUCUUUAAAAGAUGCGUCGGGUCCAUCUGCACCUCUGGUUGUGUCUGCAACAGAUGCCCCACCUGAUAGUAGUCUCAACAAUACACUUCGAGAAGCUCCUUCAGCAGCGCCGCCUCCUCUUGAACCUGGCAGUCCUUCGCCAUCUUUAAACUUCACUCCUCCAGCAGACUGCCGCCAAGCUUGCCCAGAUGGCUACACUUACACGCUGCCAGGCGCACCUUCGUGUAGCUGUGUCAUCCCUAUGCGCGCACAAUUUCAGUUGGGAAUCAAGCUGGAAAAGCUUUUUCCCUUGGUGGCUGAGCUAGCCAAGGAGCUCGCGAGUGGACUCUUCUUACAAACUAGCCAAGUCCGUAUUUUAGGGGCUAAUUCUGUUGAACCUGACCAGGACAAGACUAUCGUGAGUGCUGAGUUUGUUCCUCUGGAUACGAAGUUCGAUAAUACUACAGCUCAUCUUCUUGCCACACGUUUGUGGGGUGGUGAAGUUCCACUGAACGAGACGCCAUUUGGAAUCUACUCUGUUAUUUAUAUCACUUACCCAGGACUUUCUCCUCCUCCACCCGCCCAGUUCCCUGGAAAUGUUCCACCGCCAGGUCCUGCCAACCAGCUUCCAUCUGGAGUGAACCCAAAUAGCAAAAACCAGAAGCUCAGUUCAGGACUGAUCGCUGUGAUUGCUUUGUCUUCGGUUAUGGGUGUGUUGCUAUUUAUUGGCUUUAUGUGGCUCAUACUCCUACGCCGCAGUCUGAAAGAGAAAACUCCACCUUUGGUUGUUGGUCCUCAACAUUCUUAUUUCAAUCAAAAACCUGAAGGUGUGCAACCGAUCCAACUGAGAAUGAAUGCUUAUUUCAACUCUAAACCUGAAGGGUCAUUAUUAUCCGGAAGUCUGGCAAGCUCUGCAACAAUUUCUUACGGAUCUAGCAUGGCAAACUAUAUGGGUACUGCGAAGACGUUCACUUUAGCAGAAUUAGAAAGAGCAACCGAUAAUUUCAGACCUGAUAAUGUAGUCGGCGAAGGGGGCUUCGGACGAGUUUACCAAGGGGUGCUGGACAGUGGUAUUCAAGUGGCUGUCAAGGUGCUGACAAGGGAUGACCAUCAGGUUGGUCGUGAGUUUAUUGCGGAGGUAGAAAUGCUGAGCAGAUUACACCAUCGCAACCUUGUGAGGCUAAUUGGCAUCUGCACUGAGGAAAUACGAUGUUUGGUUUAUGAGCUUAUUACAAAUGGCAGUGUGGAAUCUCAUUUACAUGGUCUAGAAAAAUAUACUGCUCCCCUCAACUGGGAUGCACGUGUCAAAAUUGCUUUAGGAGCUGCUCGUGGUCUAGCAUAUCUACAUGAAGAUUCUCAACCUCGGGUGAUUCACAGAGACUUUAAAGGAAGCAAUAUUUUACUUGAGGACGAUUACACUCCAAAAGUAUCCGACUUUGGUUUAGCUAAAUCUGCAACUGAUGGAGGAAAGGAGCAUAUUUCUACUCGAGUAAUGGGCACGUUUGGGUACGUUGCCCCUGAGUACGCAAUGACAGGACAUCUUCUUGUUAAGAGCGACGUUUACAGUUAUGGAGUGGUACUUCUUGAGCUCCUCUCGGGACGGAAACCCGUUGACAUGUCUCAGCCACCUGGGCAAGAAAAUCUAGUUACUUGGGCACGUCCACUCCUUACAAGCAAGGAUGGACUACGACAGCUUGUGGAUCCUUGUCUCAAAGACAACUUUCCAUUUGACCACUUUGCUAAGGUUGCCGCGAUAGCGUCCAUGUGUGUACAACCCGAAGUAUCUCAUCGACCAUUCAUGGGUGAGGUUGUGCAGGCCCUGAAAUUUGUCUACAAUGAAACAGAAGUCAUAGAUGAUGGGCGUGCUAAUCGAAUAUCCUCAACAGCUUCUGACUUGGUCGAAACGCAAAACACACAGUUUCUGGGCGACUCCUCCUUUAUUAGUGUUGAUUACGACUCAGGACCCUUGGAGACUUUGGAACUUGAACAGCGGAAGCGGAUGCCUUUUUCUGCUUCAACUGCUGCAAGUGCCUCUGGAGGCUUCUUUCGACAACUCUCAGAUUCAUUCAGACGCUACAGUGUUUCGGCUCCACCGAAGGCUUCUUCGUUGCCAAGAACUCCAUGGUAUGCGUUGGGGAGUUCAAAGCCUGCAGGAAGCAUGAGUGAGGCUAGAGCAGCUAGGUUCUUAGAUCCUCAACGCAGGAGAUUUUACGGAUUUUGGCAUUAGUUCUUCAAGGUUUGUCUUGGAAACAACGCAUUUCACAGUGAACUAGUGCUUGGCUCUCAAGGCGUAAGCUUGUAUAUUAAAAUAUCAUGAGCUCUCAUAGAAGACUCGAAUCACAUGGUUGCCACGAUUCUGAGUCAUCGCCCCCUGUUCUAUCUUCCCCCAACGUGGCACAACUGCAUAUACACCAUGAGACAUCAUUGAAGUGCUUUUAAGCUCUAUGGGUUCCUCAAAUCGCAAGAAUGUUGCGUCUAUCCCAUGUCAUUUAGCUGACGGAUAUUAUCAUUGGCAUAAUGGCAAGGCUAGAUGGGUUUGCGCUGGAAAGUGGUAUGUAUCAACUGGUUUGCAAUUGUUCUGGGAAAAGAUUCAAGCGCGUAUAUUGUCACCUACUUAGAGGAUAGAGCGACUGUAUUAAAGCAGUGCAGUUGUAACCCCGGCUUGAUGGUCUCAGGGGUAUAGAGGUUGUGUAAACAGCAUGUUGUUUUUUUCAGAGCUGGUCGCGGACCCGGAGGAUAGACGGGCUCGAUCCUUCAUUGGUACGACUUGCUCUUUGUAUGGUUUGCCAGCUAAUAUAGUUUUAGGGUUGGCUAUUGGCAUUUCGCAUUUCGCAUCUUUCACACAAUGUUGGUCAUAAAAUUUUGUGGACAUUUUGCUAGGAACCUUUUUUUUUCUUUA